AUGACCACUUUUAUUGGGAUUUAAGUGUUUUUGAAUGCAAACUCUAUGUGAAAACAAGUGCACAAUAAUAUGUGAACAACAAGUUGUGUGGCAUUGAGUGCAACAACACAUACCGUCGAAGAAGCCAUGGAUAACACGAAGACAGCCACUAGUGUUGGACAGGAGAGGGAGACCCUCAGCAAUAUCAUCGCCCAAUGGAAUGCCAAUCGCUUGGAUCUGUUUGAGAUCAGCCAACCCAACCAGGCGCUGGAAUUUCAUGGAGUUAUGCGAUACUACUUCCAGGACUCGGGUGCGAAAGUGGCCACAAAAUGCAUACGAGUGUCGUCUACGGCCACCACUCAAGACGUGAUCAAUAUAUUGAUUGAGAAAUUCCGUCCCGAUAUCCGUAUGCUAUCGGUUCCCGAAUACGCUUUGUAUGAGAUCCACGAAAACGGAGAAGAGCGAAAGUUAUCGGAAGAAGAAAUGCCACUUUUGGUGCAACUCAAUUGGCACAGAGACGACCGCGAGGGCCGCUUCCUAUUGCGCCGCAUGAAUGAUAAGACACAUUUACCGGGCUUUGAGUCGACGACCGAUGAAAAUAAAUUCAAACGAAAGCUUUCGAAACGGGAGAAAAAGGAGCAGAAAAAGCGCGAAAAGCAAUUGAAAGCCAAAGCGAACGACGGAAAGGGUGGCGACGGGAAGGACUCGUUAGCCGAGAAGCUGUACACGGAGUUACCCGAAACGAGUUUCACGCGAUCCAUAUCUAAUCCCGAGGCAGUGAUGCGUCGCCGCAGACAACAGAAACUCGAGAAGAAGUUACAGCAAUUCAGUCAAGAAGGAGGCGUCGAAGCCGGCGGAACUCUGAGAAUAUUCGGCGAAUCCAUUAACCAAGACGUGCCAUACAAGACAAUCCUACUGUCAGAUCGAGACACAGCCGCUCACGCCGUCAAAGAGAUACUCGAGAAGUACGGCAAAGAGAAGGAGGACCCAGUGGUCUACUGUCUCGUACAACUCAUUGUUCCCGUCGCUAACGGAGACAUCAAUACAAUCAACGAUUUGCACAAUUCGGCCGGAAUUCGGGAGUAUAUCUUAGAUGACGACGACUGUCCGCUUUCCAUAGAGAAGGCGCACAACAAGUCCAGAGGUGUCCUAACGUUUCACAUCCGUCGGCGUCCGUCUGACUAUCAGCCGCGGAAGAAGAAGAAGAAACCCAAACAAAUAAAGGGCGAAAUGGAUGCCGGAUAUACCAAAUACGAUGAGGCGCUCGAAAGGCUGCCAUUUCUGUCCGAAACGAAUCCCGACGGCAGUGAAAUCACGCGAGGAUUGCCUAAAAAGCAUUACCUGUACGUCAAUAUGACAGAAGUGGGUUCCGAGCGGUCGAGUGCCACAAAUCACAGCCAAUCGUUGCAAUUAUACGGCCCUAACGUUCAGGCGAGACAUUGCGUGAUAGCGCACACCGAAGGCAUCGUUACCGUUACGCCCAGCAGUCGUGACGCCGAGACUUACGUUAACGGACUUCGUAUCUACGAGACGACAAUUUUGAGACACGGAAUGCUCGUCCGUUUCGGCAAAAUUCACACCUUUAAGUUCAUUGACCCGUUGGACGAUCAGUCGCGACAACUCUCGCCCACCCUUAUGAGGGGUACAGUUCACAGUAGUCUACGAAAAAUGCCCGACGAUAUCAGGUUAUCGGCGCCGCAAUCGCGGGGCAGCUAUGAGACCACGUUUGACGCCGACGGCAAUGUGGAGACCACUUCCAUGACCUCCAGAGAUGAACGUAUGUCGAAGAAAUCGGACGAAACGAAUGGCUCGAAUCCGCGACAAAUGACUGGAAAUGGACCUAUAAAUCGAGAUAAUAGUCAACAACACAUUCAUAAUAAUGGCAAUAAUGCUGUGCGAAAGGGUUCCGAUCCUAUACUGCCCGCCAUUCUGGAGCUCUGGGAAGAACGAGAGGACGCAUUUCUUAAUCAAAUUAUCAAUCAUAUUGAUCCCAAUGGAGUACAGUUUAAACUGGCCGUCACUUAUACGAUCUAUAUGGGAUUCCGAUUCAGAGCGUCGACACACUUCAAGCCAGAGAUAGUGCCCAACGAAAGGGCGCAUCGAUUGACAGAGUUUGCCAACAAAGUGUCGAGUAUUAUCCAUCAAGUGAUCGAUGAUCAUUACCGCGAGCCCUCGCACCUGGCCUUCUGGUUGGGCAACUCGUCUGAGUUGUUGCACUUUCUCAAACAGGACAUACACUUAAGUCCGUUCACAUACGACGCCCAGGACUUGUUGGCCGAAGCGGUGCAGUUGGCCUUCAGAAGUCUCGUGAUGUGCGAACACAGCGAACUCCACAACGCUUUGCCCGCAAUACUCGAAGACUGUGAGGACAGUAUGGAUGAUAACGUGUCGGUCACCACAUCUAAGUUACUCAUAGUGUUAUCCAACGCCAUGGGUUUGCUUCGUCGGUGUCGAGUGAACGCCGCGCUGACUAUACAACUCUUUUCGCAACUCUUCCACUUCAUUAAUAUGUGGUUAUUCAACAAAGUGAUCGGUUGUGUCGCCGACUCGCCCGUCAACUAUUGCACCCGUGUUUGGGGUCUUAGGCUUAAGAAACGUCUCGUGCAGAUGAGAGUGUGGGCUGAGAAACAGGGACUCGAGUUGGCGGCCGAUUGUCAUCUGAAUUGUAUCGUCCAAACCGCGCAUUUGCUUCACUCGCCGAAAGGCACGCCCGAAGACAUCAGCAAUAUAUCUGAAAAGUGCUCGAAAUUGAAUUCACUGCAAAUGAGACAAAUCCUCGAGCGAUACGAACCGGCAGUCAAUGAGACGCCGAUUCCCCGCGAACUCAUCGAAGCGGUGGUGAAAGUGGCGGAAAACACUGCCGACGAAAUGGCCAGAACUGACGGACGCGACAUUCGGCUCGAAGAGGAGCCCGACCUGCAGUUGCCAUUCCUGUUGCCCGAAGACGGAUAUUCGUGUGAAAUAGUUUCGGGCAUUCCUUCCGGUCUAAUAGAGUUCGUGCAGCCAAUGACUCAAUCGGGUUUGUGUCACCUCACUAUCCAACCGACCUCUUCAGGCGAUUGGACUAUAUAUAUGCAAUCCUCGCAAAACAGCCCCAAAAUGCCCAAAGAUAUGCAUUCAAACACUGGACACGAACCCACAGCUACUGACAGUCAACCGCCGCCACAGACUUCUCAACCGCCCAUUUCUAUGACUUCGUCGCUUCUUAUGACACAACCGCAGACACAACAACAACAGCCACUACCGUCUGUGCCCACACAGUCUCAGCCACAACUGCAGCAGCAAAUGCUUCCGCCGUCUGCGCGCGGAUCGACGGCAUCUACUUUCAAUGAGCCCGAAGUGCAACUAUUGAAACUCCAAAAGAGUAACAACGGAAUGGGUCUGAGUAUUGUGGCCACGAGAGGGGCCACUCAGGAACGGCUCGGCAUUUACAUCAAAUCAGUUGUAAAGGGAGGAGCGGCUGACGCGGAUGGAAGGCUUACAGCUGGCGAUCAAUUGCUUCGAGUAGACGGCCAUUCACUGAUAGGCAUAACUCAAGAACGUGCGGCUGAAUUAAUGAUCCAAACGGGACCAAUCGUAACGCUUGAAGUCGCCAAACAGGCGGCCAUAUAUCACGGACUGUCACACAUUCUAACACAACCCUCGCCAUCCAUAUCCAGAGUGUCUUCGACUCCAUUAUCUCAAACACAUCUUCUUAAUGACUGUUUGAUUAAUUGUAAUGAAUUGUAUGUCGAGAGCAAACUGAAAAGCUCUGCGAGUUUUGAUUCACUCAAUACACAAAUUAAUUGCUUCGACAACUCUGUGUUCAAUUCCGACACAACUAUCUGUGCGGACAAUAUAUUUGAUUGCGAAGUGAGAGAUAUGUUGGCCAACGAUAACGCCGUCAAAAAUAUAUCGCCCAACCAAUGGGAAGCCGUUCAGACAUUAGACCGACAGGCGAUCAAAGGUAAGCAAAAGGCUACCAAUGAGUGCCCGAACCCGAAGAAGACAAACUCCACAUCGAAUCCAUUAGCGUAUCUGAAAAGUGCUUUAUUUUCUCAAAAAAUACUUCAAUUCCGACUCAAAUCGCAGACAAACGCCGCGCAUAACAAGAGGCCAGCGGUUCGUCAGUCAAAGUCUUUGAAUCUGACAAACAUUAUAAAUGACAACCAGAAGGAAGAGAAGACUAAUUAUUUGUGUGAUAGUCAGCAGCAAUUGAUGCCGAGGUCUAUGACCAGUAGUGGUGUAUCAAAACCGAUGGCAAACGUGUUGUUGAAAUGCAAAAGCGAUGAAUCGUUGAAUUCUAACCCCAAUAGCAUCUGUUCCUGUCUCAGCAAUUGCACCGUUUGUAACGAUAUAUUCAAUAACUGUAUUAUUUGCCAACAAAUCACCAAAUAUUAUGCCAAUUCACUGAAACUCAAAUCAAGUGAAAUAUUUUCUAAGCAAUUAAUUCAAUCGGCGAUCAAUCAAAUAUCGCUCGCAAAGUGCAACUGUCUCUCCUGUCUAUCCUCUAAUAGCUCUUCCGUGUCUUUUGCCACCGCUUCUAACAGAUCCCAAACAAACAGUAAUUCAAUCGCUAAUAAUAGCGCCACUAAUGCCGUCAAUAGUACUGGCUAUGGAAACCCGCGACGAAUGAGCGAAAGAGAUAUUCCGAGUCGAGUGAAUCACGAACAGGAGCUCCAGAUGCGGGCCCACAGGAACCACAUGAACGCCUCCGCCCAACAGCUCCAACACCAACAACAGCCCCGAAUCCAGGGCUCUAAGAGUGUGCCAACACUGGUUGACCCGAACCAACCCACGCCACAGCAGAUGAAUGGCGGCGUUCCUCCGCCCCCUUCCGUACUCCAAUCCCAGCGACGGCCAAAUGAAAUGCCUGGACAGCAGCCGUAUCCGCAACAAUACAACUCAAUGCCAAAGUCCGGUCCAGACUAUAAGCGGCCGGUUGGGGCUGGGCUAAGCGUCGAGUCACAGGUGAGGGUCGUCAGGAUGUCUUCGUCGCAAUCGCAACAAUUAUAUCCCGAAGAGCGUCACUACCAGAACAUACAGUUAUAUCAAAUACAGCCAAAACCGUCGCCCAAUUCAGUGCCACAACGACCACCCAUUCAUAGCUCCCACUCAUCGCUUCAAGCCGAUGGUCAGCAACACUAUAACCCGCAGCAAAACUCGAGACCAGUGUCGGCUCUUAUCGCCAACCGAGAGCCCGACCAAUACAUGGGCCAAAUGGCCAACAGUCCGGGCACUCCCACAUCGCCGCGACCACCGAUUAGUAUGAAUCCCAAUAUGAUGUCAGCUCCCGAUCAGUUCCAUUACCCGCAACAAUACACGAGCGGUCCUAUACUGACGCGUCAAUCAUCGCAGGACUACUCGGACUCGCAAAACAUGAUGGAUUACCCGUCGCGUAAUUACCCGCCACCGCACCCGCCAUACAUCGAUUCGAGACAUCCGAGGGAUCUGAUGAGACAGGAGGCGAAGAUGGAUGAGAUGAGGGAAGAGGUGAAGCGCCGCGAAGACAGGGAGAGAAUGUUAUCGGGCGGCGGAGGACCGCAAAUGAAUUCACUGCUCCGCGGGGCGCCCGCCAACGGGCCGUGGGCUCAACGCCCGCCAUACUAUCCGCCUUCGCAACAACAGAUGCCAAUGAACGGCGGACCACACAUGCGAAUGGCGCCGCCUCCACAACCGGCCCCUAAGCCCAAGCCAUCGGCCGCCCAACUGUUGUCCAAUUACGGCCAAAACUCGUAUUCCCGAAACUCGUAUCGCGAACCACACGAAGCCAUACCUCACCAGCAGCCGAGCCAACCGCCGCCAACUGUCAGCUACCGGUACGGGCCGUCAGGUUAUCCGCCAUCGCGUCAGUCAGAGCCGGCGCUGCGUUUGGCGCUUUUUUUACCGGGCUUUGAGUCGACGACCGAUGAAAAUAAAUUCAAACGAAAGCUUUCGAAACGCGAGAAAAAGGAGCAGAAAAAGCGCGAAAAGCAACUGAAAGCCAAAGCGAACGACGGAAAGGGUGGCGACGGGAAGGACUCGUUAGCCGAGAAGCUGUACACAGAGUUACCCGAAACGAGUUUCACGCGAUCCAUAUCUAAUCCCGAGGCAGUGAUGCGUCGCCGCAGACAACAGAAACUCGAGAAGAAGUUACAGCAAUUCAGUCAAGAAGGAGGUGUCGAAGCCGGCGGAACUCUGAGAAUAUUCGGCGAAUCCAUUAACCAAGACGUGCCAUACAAGACAAUCCUACUGUCAGAUCGAGACACAGCCGCUCACGCCGUCAAAGAGAUACUCGAGAAGUAC
This is a messenger RNA of Medioppia subpectinata, 6243 nucleotides long. The record is from the annotation of a GenBank genome assembly. Lineage: Eukaryota; Metazoa; Arthropoda; Arachnida; Sarcoptiformes; Oppiidae.